Messenger RNA from Mauremys mutica (yellowpond turtle), 2564 nucleotides. RefSeq names its product double zinc ribbon and ankyrin repeat domains 1 (gene DZANK1). Bases 147 to 2564 code for a protein of 805 amino acids. Gene Ontology annotation, molecular function: protein binding. The record is from RefSeq and is a predicted model, not a curated record. Lineage: Eukaryota; Metazoa; Chordata; Testudines; Geoemydidae. Gene Ontology annotation, biological process: eye photoreceptor cell development. The transcript has 22 exons.
GGGGCGUGUAGAACAACCAGAGCCAGGAGUGCAGGGGUGGGUGCCCGGCUUUGGCAUUUAGUCUGAAUGCGGUGAGAGAACCUACUCUGCGCACCAACAGAAUUACAAAUUUUGGUUCUGCCUCCCGCAGAUCACUACAAAGAAAAAUGACUGCUGGUUCAGUGUCAGUGCCUCAAAUUAUACCACUUCGACUCCCUCUGCCAGGAAAGGCUAAACAUGAAAUAGACACAAAUACACAUGUAGAAAUAAAAUCAGAUACUCCUGAUGUUACUAUCUAUUACACUUUAGAUGGAAGUAAGCCAGAACUCUUUAGGAGACCUGGCUAUGGAGAAUGUAACACUUUUAAAUAUAAGGGACCCAUCACAUUACCUGAUGGGAAAAUAACAGUAAAAGCUUUGGCAGUCACCAAAGACUGCAGGGAGAGUGCCAUUGUAACAAAGGUAUUUCUGGUAGAAUACGAGCCACCAAACAUACUCUUUGCUGCUGAAGAUAAUGAUGAGAAUUUUCUGAAAGACCUCUCCAACCAGGAGCUGGAAGGUGGACUGACAGUCGCAAAAUUAAAAAAGAAAGGAGUCAAUGUGAAAAGCAAAUCCAGCUGGAAUGAUACAGCCCAAGAGUUUCAAGGCUUGGAGGUAGAGAGAAGAACUGUCCAGAAAUCUUUGAAAGGGCCACGGUUCUUGAAUGGUCAUUUGGAAACACCAGGUUAUAGAGAAAAGUCAAUCUCACCACCACCAACACACCAGUCCCAGUUCAUUGGUUCCGCAGUGUCUAGCAGGAAAAGUCUAACAAGCACCCAGACAAUGAGAAUCCAGAGGGAAACAGACUUCCUCAGGUGUGCACAUUGCUUAGCUCCUCGCCCAUCUGAUCCCUUUGCUCGCUUCUGUCAAGAAUGCGGUUCUCCGAUCCUGCCAGUGCCAGGGUGUCGCCUCCCACCCCCUGAAGGAGCUCAGGUCAGCAAAAAAAUUAUGGGACUAUGUGUAGAAUGCAGAACUAUGGUGCCAAUGAACACACCAACCUGUAUUGUCUGUGAGGCCGCGAUAGCUCCACAGCUGCAGCCCCAGGCCAGCAUCUGCUUAAAGGGCAAAGUAAUCUGUCGGGUAUGUGGCACAGGAAAUCCUAUUCACAUAAAACACUGUGUGACCUGUGAAAGCAGACUGCCUGAAAUACAGACGCCUGCACUCAGUGGAGAUGCACCCCCACCUUUAUCAAGUCAUCUAGGGAGAACAAUAUCCUGCUCAAAAUGCGGCCGUGAUAACCACUGUGAUGCUCGUUUCUGUGACUGGUGUGGAGCCAAGAGUUCAACAGUUCUGAAGACAGGGGGUUUCCAAGAGGAGAACAAUAUUUUAAAACCAGGUCCUCCUCCAAGCUACUUUACUUGCUUCAAGUGUGGUGCAAGCAACCAUCCAUAUGCUAGAUUCUGUGGAUCUUGUGGUGUUUAUAUUGAGCCUCCAUCAAGACUGGGCUCUCAGAAUAGCAUGCUAUUGAGUGCUGGAGAUACCUUUGUGUUUUCUGAGGAUAAAGGAUUACAGACUCGAGCUGCCUGGGAGCCUCUGGUUGUUUCAUUACCAAAGUCGAGACUAGAUAGAACAGAACGAAAAGACAAAGGAACCCAGACCAUUGGCCUGUUCUACCCAUCCAGCGCACUCUUAGAGAAGAAAGAACUUGAGCUGGUUUCUCAAAAAGAAAAACAGGAGAAGAUGAGCGAUCGCAAGCCCCUGCUCACAGCCAUCAGUCCUGGAAGAGGGUACUGGAGAAAACAGUUAGAUCAUGUGUGCGCUCAUCUUAGAAGCUAUGCUCAGAACAACCCAGAGUUCAGGGCUUUGAUUGGAGAACCUCGAAUGGGAAAGAUUAUUUCUGCUACAGUCCAUGAGGAUGGUUAUGAAGUCAGUCUCAGAUUAAAUUACAUUCUUGCCAUUAACAAGGAUAUUCUCACUGGUAAACCAAUGAAGUUUGACAAUCAUUAUCUGAGCACUGUGACAGAAGGCAGAGAUGGACGGUAUGAUAGUCAGGCUAGUUUGGUGUGUGAAGAGGGUCACAGCAUCUCAAGCCCCAGAGAAAAAGUAAAAAGAACAAAGAAGACAAGAACAUUUUUAGAAAAAGAAGAUAAGCUAUCUCCUGAGGCUAGACAGCUCCUGAAAGAAGUGGGUCCAGCAGGGGAAGGAAAAAUUUCAUUGGUAGAACAAUUGCUUGAUGAAGGAGCUGACCCAAACUGCACCAACAGUGAAGACCGACCUGCUUUAACAGUUGCUGUCCUAAACAGACAUGAUGAAGUGGUUCCAGUUCUUGUCCAGAAAGGUGCUGAUAUUGACCAGCAGUCAGGACCGCAUAACAACACUGCUCUUCAUGAGGCAACUUUGCAUGGAUUAGAAGGAAAGAGAUGCAUCAAAGUCUUGUUAGGCUGUAAUGCAAACAUUAAAAAGAAGAAUGAAAAAGGCUUAUCAGCAUAUGACUUGGCACUGAAGACUGGGAAUGAGGAAAUAAUUUCAUUGUUUGCUAGUAAGCUUGGACAAGGAAUGCUGGACAAACUGACCAAACCCAAGAAUAUCAGUCUGGCCAUGGCUUGA